AUGGUCCAGGAUCUAGGGUCAUCAUCUAGUACUGCUUAAAUAGUCCUAACCACUGAUUACGAUUCAAUAAAGCAAUUGCUAGAUGGAAGUGGACUAAUUUAAAAAAGUGAAGAAUUUGAUGUCGAAAGUUUAUUGACUUCAGUAGUGGAUAAUUAUGAUAGAAUUAAAAUGAAUGAUUUGUAGAAGGUGAAGUUGCUAUCUGAUAUAGGUUAGACAUUGUUACUAACCAGCCCAAAGUAGCUAGUAUAAUUGAAAAAACAACUCAUUGAUCAUUGUAUUAGUAUGAAAUUUAAGGGUGAUGUAGCAAUGAAUCUUAUUUUUUAGAGGUUAGAUUAUCUGAAGAGUUUGUAAGUUAUUGCAUAAGAACAGGGAAAUUAAGACAAAUUUAAAAUCAAUUAUCACGAAAUGAUAGAAUUGAUCUCUAAACUGGUAAAGGUCACUCCAGUGAACUAUUUAUGCGAGUUUGGCAUACAGAAGUACAUUUAGAUAGCCCUAUAAAACAAUAUAGAAGAGGAUUAGGAAUAAUUGCUUGAUACAGUCUUAGAAUAUCUUUCAGUAGUGGAUGAAAAUGAUGAGCUAUAAAGAUUAUUUUCAGAUUUAAUGAUAGAUUUAUCCUUGUACUUUCGAAGAAAAUUUGAAAAGUAAAAUAUGAUAGCUGUAAAAAAUUCAGAUCCAAAAAUAGAUAAAUUAGUCUAUUAUCUCACGCAGAUUAAAACGGUUUACCCAUAAAAAUUAAUAUUUCUCGAAAGUACACUAAGAAAGUACAGAAGUCUUAAUAAAGAGAAUAAUUAGCCUAGUGAAAAAUCACGAUCCAAGGUGAAAAAAUCUAAACGUAUUUAGGACGUUAUCACUACAUUCACUCAGACGAGACAAUUAAACAUGGAUGAAUUAUAUGAUUUGAUGGAAAAUUAAUAAGUUAAUCGAUAAGAUUUAGAAUCAUUAAUAGACUUUAGUUCCUCUAUAUAUCCUUUAGAUCAAUAGAUAUUGGAAAAUGCUCUUGAAAACGCUAGGAUAAAUGAUCAUUUGAAAUAGGGAAAUAGCCAUAUGAUAUUAUAAAAGCUCAUUAAUAAUGUUGAGGGGAUAACCACUAAUGAAAUAUCAGAUUUAAUCAGAAAUUUCAAGGAUGAAAAGGAGUUCACUCAGAUAUCUCUUCAUAGAGCUAAGAUGAUAGUAUUCGUUUUAGAGCUUUACUAGGAGUUAGAAUUGGCAAAUGAAUUGGAAUAAGCAUUUAUGAAAUAUGAACUUAAAAGCCAACCUAGCUACAAUCUUUAUAAUAGAGUAAGUCUAAGAGGUUAAGGAGCAAAGCUAUCGGGUAUACUAGAAAAUUCCAAAAAUAAAUUUCUUUUUCCCUUUAGUUAUGAGUCAAUGAAUGGCCUCUAGAAAUAACUAGAAAUGUUUAUUCCAAUUGAGAGAGUAAGCAUACAUUCAGAAGAUCCUCAAAUACAGUCAAGUAUUUACUUUUAUAUGAUGAACAACUACGAUAUAUACAGACUCCUAGGAAAACCUGGAGAAAAGCAGGAACUAAUUGUUCCUAGGGCAGUAAAUUUCACAAAGUAGAUAAUCGAGGAUCAUAUUGAAAAUGGACACCAGUUCAUAAUUGCUGAUGAAAUGAGGUCAUUCAGUGAUCAUCAGCUCAUAAUUAGACCAGACCUUUAUGAAAAUGUCUACAUAGAAUAUAAUGCUCAUUUGGAAUAAUAACCUUGA
This is a messenger RNA of Stylonychia lemnae, 1704 nucleotides long. Lineage: Eukaryota; Ciliophora; Spirotrichea; Sporadotrichida; Oxytrichidae. The record is from the annotation of a GenBank genome assembly.